GGCGCCAAUCGCGCGAUAAGACGGGGAAAAUGGUCUAGGCCGCGAUAAGCCUCCAACCGUGGACCUCCCUACCAGGGUGGCUCCAAGAGGUGCAUGUGCUCAUGCUCGUGUGCCUCGACUUGCCCCUCCAAAUAUUCCUGUUCCAUCCAUCACCUAGGAGGUUCCUGCAUAUUCUGCAUAGUAAUCGCCUCGCCGACGACAAAAACCGAGGCGCAAAUGCACCCGAACGCCGCUGGUUAACUGAGUUCAAGUAACAUUCGACCCCACCACCUCGGAUAUUGACUCUUGUUUCGUCAUGCUGACUUAUCACUGGCCAACAGCCUGACUGUCGUUUGUCCACGACUCGCUCGCGACAGUGACUGAUUGAUGCGGAACGUAUAACGACUAGCUUCAUCUCGAGACAAAACAACCACCACUGCGACCGUACACACCGAUAGAGUCGCCGGAGACGAUGCAAACGAUCUAAGAUGGCGAGCUCAGAUGGUGGAGCUGCUCCAGCUUCCCUCGACGAUCAACACCGCCUGCUCGACGAUGCAGGAGAAUCAAUAUCGGGCAGCUCCCACAUCGGGAGUGAUGCUUCAGACGACUCUUCCGAACGGGGGCAAUGUCGCUGGCGGACGUCUCGCUACCACGAUAUGGAAUGCUCUCGCUUCUUCGACUGUCCUACCCAUGUAGUCGAGAGGCAUCUCUCUGACGAUGAGGCCGACGACAGUGAGGCUGAGGAGGAGCCCGCAGUGCAGCAUCAGACGGGCGACGAUACGGCCGAAAGUUCAUCAAGCGCGAGGCUACUUACCGUCGAUUCUCCUGUGCCUGAAGAAACUCCAGAGCCGGCCCCAGCACCAAGCUUUGCGCCCGGGCCCGAGGAGACGAAUACGGGGCGACCAAGAGAACCAGUAGAUUCAGCACAGGCAACCUCAGCACGGGAUACUGAAGGGCCUGAUGAGUCUCAGGAUCCCGAGGAAGCCGCACCGGCACCACCAACACCUUUAAGCUCUCGACUUUCAGAGACUUCUCAACCUCUCCCACCGACUGCAACGCCUGCAACACCGACCGGAGAGUUUGUCCCACCGGAAAGAUCAUCGAGCUUGGUUACAUCGCAAGCGGCAAACGCAUCGUCACACGAUUCACCCUUACGCCCAGCUCUGAUAUCCAGCCGGUCUCACGAAACGCCGCCUCCGCCGCCACCCAGACGGGCGAGUUCUUCGGCUGCCAUUCAGCCUCCUUUGCGCGGUCAACAAGGAUCUGGAGAGAGAAGCGGUCCUCCCGAGUUUGUCGUUCCACGUUGGCAACCAGACGCAGAGGUUGUUCUUUGUCCGAUUUGCAACGUCCAAUUUAGCAUAUUUGUCAGGAAACAUCAUUGCAGGAAAUGUGGAAGAGUCGUCUGUAACGCCUGUUCGCCUCACAGAAUCACCAUUCCUUACCAGUACAUUGUUCAAGCGCCAGGACAACCGCGAUUGGCCGCUCAGAGAUACCCGUCUUCCCUCAUCAGUGGUGAGGGAGGAUAUGCAGAUUUCAGCAGCCUUGGUGGAGGAGAGCGCGUUCGUCUAUGCAACCCAUGCGUCCCAGACCCAAACACCACACCGCCGCAGCAGCCACUUGGCUCGCCUUCCCAGUUGUCUCCUCGAGGAUCGCAUUAUAGAUCGCAAAGCAGCAUCGGCACAAUGUCCAGCAACGCGCCCGCUCCCUCGCGGUUCUCUGGCUACUUCACGUCGAGCCCCUCCCCGGAGACCUAUGCCAGGUCUAGAAGCAUUACGCACUCCGGCUCCGGCGGGCCCUCGAGCUCUCGCGGACAUUACCAGUCCACUGGAAGUCGGAUCAUGGCAGGGACUCCGCCGACUUACUACCCGUCCUCAUCUUCCGGCUACCCAGGCUCAUCCCGCUAUCGAUCCAUGCUGGAUGUUGGUCCAUCGUCGUCCUCGUCGGCGCACUACAAUCGUGCGCUGCCGCCGCCGCCGCCCCAAAUAGCCGAGGAAGACGAAUGCCCGGUCUGCCAUCGAGAACUGCCCUCUCGGACCCUCCCCAACUUUGAGCAGCUGCGAGAGACACACAUUAACACCUGCAUCACUUCACACAGCGCUUACGGCGGUACACCGACGGGAGAGACCCCUCCAGUCGGAACGCCACCUCCCUUGGCGGUUCGCCGGACUGGUAUGUUCCCUUAUGUUGCCACAGAAAAGGACUGUGUCGACUCGGCCGAGUGUACCAUCUGCCUAGAGGAAUUCGAGGUGGGCGUUCCCAUGGCGCGUCUGGAGUGCCUAUGCCGUUUCCACCGAUCCUGUAUCUCAGCUUGGUUCAUCAACCAUCCUGGACGGUGCCCAGUCCACCAGCAUGAUAGUUUUGGCUAUUGAUACCUCGUGUUGUCGGUUCGUUACUUCUCCUCUUGCAGGCUCUGAUCUUCCGGCGUUUCGGUUUGCAUAGGGGCCUUUCAGUUUAACCAAGUCUUUCCUUUUAACGAUGCCUGCCUUCUUUCGUUUUGUUUUGACGACCAGAAUCCCAUCUCACCAUUGUCCGCCGCAACAACGCUAUGGGAACAGAUAACAUGAGUUGAGGCCGGGAAGCGGCUGUCGUCGUCAGCGGAUGUGAGCAUCUAGAAUGGUCGGGGCUGAUUUGCUUUUGUUUUUGUGGACUGGAUGGUCUCACGGUGCCUUGUUCUUCUUCAUAUAUACAUGUCAGCCAGUGUGCCAGGGUAUAAUACGUUUGCCAGUAAAUACUUCUGAAGCGAAACGGAGGAGGGAGAGGAGAGGAGGCGGCGUGCCGUUGCACAGAGUCACACUCUCUCACUCCCCUCGAUGGAGAUACCAGCCACUCAGAUUAGAUAGAUAUGUUAGGUUUGCGUCUAACAAUGAGAUGCCAUGCUCGCUUGUGGCGAUUUAGCUCGCCCUAGGUAUAUUCAAUUCUCGAUUUUCUCCCCAACUCGUGUCGCCUGCAUUAGCCAUCCAAAGGAGGGCAUUUGUUCUGUCACCCGAUUGCUCGCCCUGUCUUGAUUACUGAACCCAGUAUCUAGACACGGCUGUUUGUACGUUCACACCUAAAUGGUUGACGGAAUGAUCUGCCGCUCAUAUCGACUUUCUCUCGAUGCCUCUACUAUGCCUUUAUCGUUCCCUUUGGUGUUUCCUUUGCUGUUUCCCUUAUCAGUAUGAUAGCUACUUUUUCUUACUUCACGGAGUAUACUGUCUAUAUAAUGUACUUGAAGUAUCGCAGUACGACGGGAGGAGGACAGUCGAGACGAGGGAGUAUCGGCGAGAAACACAGUGAUAUGAGAUUUUCUUUAUUAAACAACAGAUUUAUUUCGUCGUCCACUUUGGCGCCUUCUAUUGGGAGGAAAGCAGUGCCUAACUGCCGU
Messenger RNA from Colletotrichum scovillei, 3343 nucleotides. RefSeq names its product FYVE zinc finger protein. The transcript is spliced from 3 exons. NCBI's taxonomy places the organism in Eukaryota, Fungi, Ascomycota, Sordariomycetes, Glomerellales, Glomerellaceae. The record is from RefSeq and is a predicted model, not a curated record. The coding region runs from base 468 to 2348 and encodes 626 amino acids. Gene Ontology annotation, molecular function: metal ion binding.